Molecule: messenger RNA, 1644 nt
Organism: Prosopis cineraria
Lineage: Eukaryota; Viridiplantae; Streptophyta; Magnoliopsida; Fabales; Fabaceae
Product: F-box protein At2g39490
Exons: 3
Coding region: 224-1465 (413 amino acids)
Molecular function (GO): protein binding
Source: RefSeq, a predicted model, not a curated record
GGGCCUCAUUGAAUUAAGCCCUUAGACAGCAACCGAAGCAGGGCAAUAUCAUAGCCAAACAUGGCAAAGUUCUAUAUAAAGUCAAAAGCCGCAGAACAGAGAUGGUCCGUCCAUCCACUUCGCUUUCUUAUCUUCUCCUAGUCCUCUUCCUUCUAUUCACUGCAACUGUUUGAUGUAAUCACUCAGACAAGUAUAAUCAAGUUCUUGAGCAGCAGCAGCUUCCAUGGAGGACACCUUUAGCAGUCUGCCUGAUGAAAUACUUUGCCACAUAGUUUCUUUUCUGCCAAAUGAAUCUGCCCUCUAUACCAGCCUUCUUUCUACUAGGUGGAGGGACUUGUGGAAUGAGACUUUGCUUAGAUAUGGAACUACCGAAGAUAUGGCAGAUUCUGUUGUUGAUUUCCUUGCUCGUUUUGAAGAGCUUCAUCCAUUAAAGCAUCCUAGAAGGCUUCAAUUUUACUAUGGUGAAACUGAAGACUCUCUGCUCUUAGCAUCUAUUGCUACUAACAACAAGCUUCUUCUGGAUUUCUCCAGCAGGAAGAGAAGGGAACACCCUGAAGGGCCUCAUGAGAUGCACUUGAAGCUCAAUAUUCAGAAUCCUCAGUCAUUUCCUCCUCCUACUUUCUUAAUCAAGACGCUCUAUUUGAAAUCUGUUUGCUGUUUGACAAGUGAGGUAGUUUCCUCCAUUGUUUCAAGCUUGAAGCAUCUCGAGAGCUUGAUAAUCACUGGCUGUGCUGGAUUGGAGUCUCUGUGCAUAGUCGAUGGCGAAACAAAACUCCUCAAGUUAACCAUUCUUGAUUGCUUACAGUUGAAGUCUGUUCAACUUAGAACUUGCAGACUCAAAUUUUUUAGGUAUAGAGGUUUGCUUCCUCGAAUUUUGGCUGAAAAUUUCUUCAAUCUCGCGGAUGCCAUGCUCGAUUUCAGACUUGGCCAUAUCUGCUACAGCUUCAAGACUGAAGAUUUUGAUACAACCUUGUUAACCAUAAAGAACUCUGAAGUUCUUACUCUGUGUGAAUGGAAUUAUCGGGCAUUAAUUUGGCCAUCAAUUUCACCUCAAAUUGAAAGCUUUAUAUUCUACAAGUUGAAAGAGUUAUGGUGGAUUGUUGAAGAUGGACAAAACAGUAAUGCCUUAGUGUCCUUCUUGAAGCUCUGCCCUGCUUUGGAGAAACUUUAUGUGACAGUUGAUCCCGAGAGUUAUUUCACAUCAAACCCGGCUUCAAGCUUGAAGGAAGCAACCAAAUACAAGAAACUGGAGCAUCUGAGGCUUGUUAAGCUUAUGGGGUUUACAAGGAAGGAAGACGAAAUCUCACUGGCAAAAGAUUUGGUUCAGCUAGUGAAGGCAAAGCCUUCAAGGAUAGAAGCAUCAGAUGGAAGUUGCUUGCAGUGUUUGGGGAGUGUUUCAAGGGAACAUGACGAAACAUGUGACGAAAUUAAUUUGUGUAUCAAGCAUCCUCACAUGAGCCUGUAGUCUGUUGACAAGAUAGAUAGAUACGUGUUUGGGUAUUGUAGUUUUUUUUCUGGCAGCCUAUCUAUAAGAUAUUUGAGCUCAAGAUAACUUCCAAGCAUCAAGUUUUGAAUGAGCUUGUCUUAAAAGCAUACCUAGAUGUAUUUAUUUAUUUUUAAUAUAUAUGUCUUGUAUUAUAAUAA